Cherax quadricarinatus is the source of this 8726-nucleotide messenger RNA. NCBI's taxonomy places the organism in Eukaryota, Metazoa, Arthropoda, Malacostraca, Decapoda, Parastacidae. The record is from RefSeq and is a predicted model, not a curated record.
AUUUACCUACAUCACUGACACCAGCUUCAUAUAGCAUCUUAUACACUUACAUUAGUGUUUUGGAGUUAUAUAUGUUGCUUGUAAAUAGUGUGUGAGGGUGUAGUGUGUGGAGGAGAGUGAUAAUAAGAGUGGGUGUGGGAGGUGGUGGCUGUGGGCAGGGUGCGCGCUGGUAACCACCUCAGUGUGCAGUGCGCGAGGCUUAGUUGCGGAGCUCGGCUGCCCUUCCUGCGUGGCGUGUGUGUGUGAGUGUGGUGUUAGUGUGCUGGAGUUGUGGCGCCGCCGCCACUCUGCUCUGUGCUGGAGGUGGGCAGCACCGUGUAGCCUGGUGGCUCAGUGGUAGCCGACGCCGCAACCAUGGGCUGUGCCAUGUCUGCGGAGGAGCGCGCUGCUCAGGCCCGCAGCAAACAGAUUGAGAAGAACUUGAAGGAAGACGGCAUCCAGGCGGCCAAGGAUAUCAAACUGCUGCUGCUGGGCGCGGGAGAAUCCGGGAAGAGCACCAUCGUGAAGCAGAUGAAGAUCAUCCACGAGUCAGGGUUCACCAGUGAAGACUUCAAACAGUACCGGCCAGUAGUGUACUCUAACACCAUACAGUCUCUGGUGGCCAUCCUGCGAGCCAUGCCCAACCUUGGCAUCUCCUUCGGUAACAACGAGAGAGAGCCUGACGCCAAGAUGGUGUUUGACGUGAUCUCUCGGAUGGAAGACACUGAACCUUUCUCAGAGGAGUUACUGUCAGCGAUGAAGCGGCUGUGGGCGGACACGGGUGUGCAGGAGUGCUUCGGUCGCUCUAACGAGUACCAGCUCAACGACUCCGCCAAGUAUUUCCUUGACGACUUGGACCGGCUGGGAGCCAAGGAAUACCAACCCACCGAACAGGACAUUCUACGAACCCGCGUUAAGACCACUGGCAUCGUCGAAGUCCACUUUUCCUUCAAAAAUCUCAACUUCAAACUUUUUGAUGUCGGAGGACAGCGGUCAGAACGUAAAAAAUGGAUUCAUUGUUUUGAGGAUGUUACAGCCAUCAUCUUCUGUGUAGCCAUGUCAGAAUAUGACCAGGUUUUACACGAGGAUGAGACCACUAAUCGAAUGCAGGAAUCCUUAAAGCUCUUUGACUCAAUCUGCAACAACAAAUGGUUUGGAGACACCUCCAUCAUCCUCUUCCUCAAUAAGAAAGAUUUAUUUGAAGACAAGAUUAAGAGGUCACCAUUAACUAUUUGCUUCCCAGAAUAUACUGGGUCCAUGGAAUAUACCGAAGCAUCAGCAUACAUCCAAGCCCAAUUUGAAGCAAAGAACAAAUCAACGAACAAAGAAAUAUAUUGUCACAUGACUUGUGCCACUGAUACCACCAACAUACAGUUUGUGUUUGAUGCAGUGACAGAUGUAAUUAUUGCUAACAAUCUACGUGGGUGUGGUCUGUACUGAUGUGUUUGUUGUGAGAAUCUUCCAGGAUCUUGGAAUUUGUGGCUAUUUGUUGGUUGUAUUAGCCUCAUAAUCCCAAUUAGGGUAUUGUUUGGGAAUAAGAUUGUGUGAUUAUUUUAAGCAAGGUAAAUAUUACUCAAGCACAGGUCGUGGUGAGCUAAGCUGAGUAUGUAGGUUCCAUUUUUAUAUAUAAAAUUUAAGUUUUCCAGCAAAAUGAUACAAGAUGGACAAGGUUUUAUACAUUGCUAGUAUUUUGAUAAGGCCUAUACUCUAUGUUUUAAAUAGGAAAAUAGGCUCUAUUGAAACAAUGCAAAGACUGCUUGUAAGCAGAUUUAGUGGCAGUUUAUAAACUGGUAAAAAAGUGAAAAAAAAAUCAUCGAAUUUAACAUUUUGUUCUAUCCUGGUGUCAUUUAAUUUCCCACUGAAAUGUCAUCACUUGUUCCUGAAAUGUUGUAAAGAAGAGAUAAUCAAGUGAAUAAAAUUUCUGAAUAUAUCUCAAAAUGAUAGACAUUAAGACUUAUUUUAGAAAAUUUUGCUUAAACAUAAAUUGUGAUUUUUGUGUAAAAAUACAAGAGUAACUGGAUGAAAAAGUAAUAGUUCACAUAACUGUCAUUCGUGCUGUAAAUUUGUUAUAUACGAUAUCGUCUUAGAGUUGAAUUCAGAGGAUGCUGUACUGAUUUUUUUGUAUGAAGCCAUAUGUCAAAAAUAUUCUUUUGAAUAUCUGAUGACAAGAUACAAAAUUUUCAUUGACAACACUCAUACAAGGCAAUAUUUUCUUUUAUAAUGAAAAAUACCAAUACAGUAGUAUAGCAUAAAGAAAAUAAGGUUUGUAAUUAAUAUUAUUUAGAUCAUUCAGUUAUUACUGUAUGUUUGCUUCAGAUAAAAAUCAAGACCAUUAGAGCUAACAAGAUUCUAAUAAGUGUUAGGCAUUGUUUUUAUUUGUAUAAGAAUACAGAGAGUUGUAAUAGAAUGCAAAACAUUGCAUUCCAUAGUAAGCCUUGAUAUUUAGCAAAAAAAAAAAAAAAAAAUGUACAAUGCAUUAUUUCUGUUACUAUUUUCAAUUUGUUCAAAAUUUAUUUAGAGAAACUGGCCAUAGAUACUGAACAAAAGUUAUUUAAAGCUCUGGAUAACCAUAUUUAUUUUCUUAAACACUGACAGAUUCCCACACGCGCACACACACGCACAUGCACACAGUAUGGACUCUAGGAACAGAGGCUACAGACCUCACUCAGAGAAAGACUUUAUGGUGAGUAUAGUGCCUAGCAUAUCACCAGAGGUUCACAUCAACUGAAUAACCUCUACAGCUAACUCAUCAGGCAAAUUUAAAAGUAGCCUUCAGGAAUAUCAACACACAUUCUGGAUCCUCUGUACAACAAAUGUCAAGCCUAUUGUUGAGUAUACAGCACCAGUAUGGAACCAACACCUGAAAAAAAGAUGUUAAGAAACUGCAGAAAAUGCAAAGAUAUGCAGUGAGACUAGUUUCAGGCUAUGACAGAAGAAACAGGGAAGCCAUGCUAACAUACAAAAUACAUGGAGGAACUGAAAGGGUAGACUUCAAAAACAUCUUAUAGACAAAACUUUAAUAAAACUAGUUUGCUUCAAUUUAUUUCUCUUUAUAUUUAUACCACAAGUCUCAGACCGAGCCACGGGCAUUGACCCCCGGAACCCUCUCCAGGUAAAUAAGUACCACCAAAACAGAGAGAAUCAAGGGGAAAGAAGAUUUAAGUUUUGCCUGCUUUCCAUAAGGAACACCAAACGAAAGAAACACAAACUAUUAGUUUCAUUCAAUCCAAACAUGCCUCGAAGUUUGAGUGAGAAGGAAGAAGGAAACCAGGUAAGAGAGUAAGGUUGCAGAUUGAACCAGGUAAGGGAGUAAGGCUCCAAGCUGAAGGUGUUCCUCAAGGAUGUGUCCUUAGCAUCACUCUUUUUCUCCUUGCUAUAAAUGAUCUGACAUCUGUUCUCCCUUCUAAUAUUUGGUCAUCACUAUGUUGAUGAUUUUGCUAUAGCUUGUGCAGGUGCUGACUGUUGCCUGGUAGCAGCCUCACUCCAGAAUGCUGUCAACAGUGUUUCCCAUUGGGCCACUACUCAUGGGUUUAAAUUUUCUAGUGCUAAAACACAAAUAAUUACUUUCACCAGAUGUUCAAUCGUCCCUGAUACUUCAUUGUACUUGUAUGGCUCAUGAAUCCCUGAAUGUGAUACGGUCAGAUUUCUUGGUUUACUGUUUGAUCGCUGGUUGUCUUGGAAACCUCACAUUACCUUCCUGAAAGCAGCUUGCUAUAGCCGGCUGAACCUGCUUAAAACCCUCGCUCAUCUUUCAUGGGGGGCAGAUCGUCAAACCCUCCUUCGACUGCCUUCAGCCCUAAUUUUAUCAAAGCUAGAUUAUGGUGACCAGAUAUAUUCUGUGGCCUCUCCUGCAACUCUUUCUAAACUCGAUCCCAUCCAUCAUCAGGGACUACAUUUAUGUCUAGGUGCUUUUUGCUCCUCACCUGUCAAGAGCCUCUAUGCAGAAGCAAAUGUCCCAUCCUUGAGCAAUUGUUGUGAUGCUCAUUGCCUCCACCAUUUUGUCUGUUUUCAUGACCUUCAAGAUACUUCUACAUGCAGGAUAGUAACGAAUGUUAACAGAAGUCCAUCAUUUGUCCACUGCCCCUGUUUACUCCGUCCCUUUUCUCUUCAUCUUCAAUCACUCGUCUUCUCUUCAGUUGCCCCCUUUAUAUGUUCAUCUAGCAUCCAACUUUUAACUUAACUCUUGGGAAGUUCCAACAGUUAGUGUCUGUUCUUCCCCACUACUGUGCGUGAAAGCUCAAAUCCCUACAGUUGCUUCUCGCUCUCUUUUUCUUAAUCAAUUCUGAUCUCGUUCUCAUGCUGUUGCAGUGUACACUGAUGGUUCUAAAUCCUCUGAUGGUGUUGAGUUUGCAGCAGUGUUUCCUGACAGCGUGGUGCGAGGUCAUUUAUUAGACUCGGCUAGCAUUGUUACAGCUGAAUUGUAUGCUAUUCUCAUUGCCAUUAUCCGUAUUGUAUCCAUGCCUACUUCAAAGUUCAUAAUCGUCUCGGACUCCUUUGGUUCUUUGCAAGCUAUUAAAAUAAUUUGAUUCACAUGCUAUACAUGAUCUACCAGUUUCAUACAGAGGUAUUCCAUUCUCUGUAAUCACUACCUACCUUCGCAACUGUUGGGCUGAUAUGACUCACAACAAAUUACAUUCUAUCAAACCAAGUUUGGGUUUCUGGCCUUCUUGUCAUCGAUACUGAGGUUGGGAGACAACUCUCUCUUGUCUACGCACUGGACACGCUCUUUUAACCCAUGGGUAUCUCGUGGAGAGGCAUCCUGUUCCACUUUGUGAGAAUUGUUUAGUUCCUGUUUCAGUUUCCCAUAUUCUAUUGGACUGUCCUGUCUAUCAACGAGCACUCAGAAUUUUCCUCCAUCUUCACCGCAUUAAUGCCCUUACUUUUUUGUCCUCCUAGCUGAUGGACCCACCUUCGACACAGAUUCCUUCUUUGACUUUUUGACAGCAAUUGAUAUAUUACACAAACUUUGAUAAUCCUUCCUUUAGCACUCCUCACAGCUCCUCCUAACUUUACCUUUAUUGUCAUCUCCACCCUUAUUUAUUCUUAGAUCCUGCAUCAGUUCCUACCCUGCAGUGCUGUAUGACCCUGAUAGGUUUAGUGCUCCCUUUUGAAUAUAAUAAUAAGAGAAGGGUUGCAGAUACAACCAGGUAAGGGAGUAAGGUUGCAGAGUAAACCAGUAUUCAUCAUUGUGUGGUGUCAAAUGUCUGUUCAUAAAACCAUCAGCUGAACAUAGCAACUAGAGCAAUAUUUAGGCAAAAUGAAUGUAGUUAAAACAGGUAACAUUUCUUCCACCCAGUUAGAAUGGAAAAUUCCUACAUAAGCACCCUGGUAAGUAGCAAACUAGUUUUCUCAAUGACAGGAUAGAAAUACCCUGUAAGUCAUAUGAAUAAGUGCAUAUUGAACCUCUGUAAUAGAAUUACUGCAUAACAUACAAUUAACCAAGAGACUGUGAUUUCUGUUUCAUCAUGGUGCAAUCUCAAGGGUAGUUUCUUGAUGCUGGCAAGGGACUGUUGAUUUAAAGAAUUUGACUUGGCCUCCCUUUCUUUGGAUUGAUGCUGAUAGCUUCCUAUUUCCCAGGUGCUGUGUAGAUUCCUCUAUGGGUUUUGUCUUUCUACUAAAUGUAAUAAUUAUAUGCUGAUACGAGACCUCAAACCAAAACUUUUUUCUUCUUUCUGGUCAAAUGUUGAGUUUCUUUUUGAUACACUGCUAUACAAGUGUUAUCAAAGUCAAUGUUAAAAGAUAAAUGUGUAAAUUUGUCCAUUUAUUGUAGUCACGAAAUGCUAAACUCAUACAGGUUACACACUAUCUGGAGAAAAAGUCUAUAUCAGGUUUCAUCAGAGGAAGGGUACCUUUAAUGCCAUAGAUCAAGAACCUGUCAACUUCAAGACUCCCCUUGCAAGGAUUUAUCACAUUAACCAUUUGAUCUAUCUUUAUUAAAACUGAUAAAAUACAGAAAUCCUCAAAUAUGAAACACUUGUUUACUGCUAGAUAUAGCUGGUAGUGAUCCCUACAUGUUGAAUUAACUGGGAAUUUGAGAUGAUCAAGAAAAUUUGUGAAAUAGUGAACAAUCUUCAGUGAAUCAUUGCUGUAUUUAAAAUUAUAAUGUACAUUUUAAUAUCAUAAAAGACUAUAUUAUUAUUACACUGCUAUGGAAAUGCAAACCCAUAGGUAAUAUGGUGCCUAGGGAAUAUGUAAUCAGGUUUGAUUCAAGGAAAGAGUUUCAGUUCCUUGGAUCAAACAUCAGCAUCAAGGCAUUUCUGUAAGAGGUAACAGAUUGUAGAACACCUACAAGGAAAUAAGAAUGUUUUAGUUUUGUUAUAUAUACACCUGAAUGUAAAGUUUGCCUUUAUAAGUGUAAAUACUGUCACAGGUUUAUGAAAACAUCAACAACAGCAGCAGUAGUAUAAUCAGUGGCAGGUGUAUAGUAUAAUCAUUGGCAGGUGUAUAGUAUAAUCAUUGGCAGGUGCUGAACCUAUAGGUCCCCAAAAGUAACACUAGGAAAUACUCAUUGUCUUGCCCUGCAAACAAUGGGGUUCCAAGGGCCAUAAACAAGCCAGCAGCAACAUUUCUUGAGGAUAUUGGAAGAAAAGAAGCAUUUUAUUAAGAUCAGAGAAGAAUCAAUUGUCAUACUUCCACAUGAGGUACUGGCUAUACACUUAACUUAGACUAAAUUAGUUAUCUGGCCAUUACAGCACUAUAUUUAAAGCUUUGCUUAUAUGCCAUGAUGUUUAACAUGCAUAAAAUAGUCCAAAAUAACUUAAGCUAGACAUGGUGAAAAAUAUGUUACAGUACAUGGUGGUACAGUACAAAUGUGGUCCAGUACAGGUGUCAGUUGUAUAUUUUGUAAGAAAUCUAUUAGAGGAUUAAUAAGUUCUUUUCCCAUACCCCCUCCCCCAAGGAGGUUCCUUGAUGCCAGUUACUUCUUGAUCCAACUAACUGGACUAUCUUUUAUUUUCUUGGAUCAUACCUGAUUGCCUUCCAUUCCCGAUAUUAGUGCUGUCCCCUGAUUUAAACAAAAUAUUUUGUUCAUAUGACCUCAUGGGUGUUUUCAUAUAUCGAUGAGAAAACUACACAAGUAUGCCACUUACAUGAGCACAUAGGAAUUUUUCAAAACUGUGGAUGGUCAGGAAAUAUUACAUGAUAUAACUAGUCUUCAUGUAUCUUAACAUUAUUAUUCUUUAAUUAUACUACCAAUGGUUCUGUGACUACAGGUCUAGGAAUACCACUUUUCUCUUGAUAUAAUUCCCUUAUCUGGUUUCCUUCUUUUUGGUCUGUGAGUCUGUGUUUGACACACCUGGGUUGACAAAACAUUUGCAAUUUUUAAUGUUAUACAAUUAUAUGUAAUCUAAUAUGAACAUCUGUAUGGAAAUUUAAAUUGUUUAGUCUCAUUUUUGGUAUAUAAAGCUACUUAAACCAGAAUUUUAAAAUCACUUGAGUAUUUAGUCAUAUAGAUGCAUACUUUAUUUUAAACACUGGCCAUCUCCCACCAAGGCAAGAUAAACCAAUAAAUAAAACACUUUCACUGUCUUGCCAGAAGGGCACAGUUCAGAUGAUCUUCCAAACUGCAACAUCCCUUACCCCUCCUUCCCACAUCCAGGACUCAGGUUGACUAACCGGUUUCCCCGACUCCCUUCAUAAAUGUUACAUUCCUCACACCCAAUAGUAUGUCAUCGAAAAAACCCACUUGCCUCCACUCCUGACACACUCACACAAGCCUGCAACCUUACCUAGGAUGGCCCCCACUCCACCCUCCACUCCAGAUCUAUACUCCCUCCUGGUCAUCCUUUUUUUUCCUUCAUCCUCUCCAAAUGCCCAGACCACCUCAACAACCCCUCCUCAGUCCUCUGACUAAUACAUUUGGUAACUCCACACCUCCUAAAUUCAGAGUUUACACACAUACACUACAAAAGGUUUAAGGGGCACAUCACAAGAACACAGCUGUGCUUGUCAAAAAUUUAAUUUGAAAUACAAAGAUACCUCAGUGUAACAAAUUAAUGAGGAAAGGGGGGGUGUCUGUUUAAAUAAAAAAAACCACUUCAUUGAAGUGCCCAUUGCAGCAGCCAUCGUCUGCUGUAUCAAUAGAUUACCAAGCAUACAAUGUAUUUAGUCAGCUCCAUUGAUGACUAUCAGACAUAAGAAUAAAUUAAUACAUUACAGUCAAUUACAAUGCUCAAAACAAGAGUUACAAGUACAGUACAAUGUUUUUUUUUUCUUAUUUGGUGGAUAGAUGAGGUUAUAGCAGGCACAUUACAUAUCACCUAGUGGUGACAGAAUAUAUAAUUUAUUCUAAGUUAGAAGCCCUGUUAAACUAAAGCAGCAACAUUGUAGAUGGUGUGGAAGAUGCAGGCAGAUUGUGUGGGAGACUUAGAUGGUUCACCAGAUGUAGAUAGUCAAGGCCUAUUUCUAGAUGGUUUAAGAGACUUGAAAAGAGGAACAGGUUUAAAGAAUGUAUCCAGCUUCACUUGUUUGGCAUGCUGAUGCUUCUCCCUUAUGACAUUCUUUUGUCUUCUUUGAGAGGCCAGUGUAUGUGAAGAGAAUAUCCCUUACAUUUAUGCAUCACUUCUUCAGCUCUUGUAUCUUGAGUUAUUUUCAUCCCCUUUUUAGGACCAACUUUAGAACAUUUCUGGGGUAGUCUCUAUACUGCUUUCAUAGCAUAUGCUAAAAGUUUAUCUUUGCUUUAUGAAUGUCUGAUACUGUCUUAACAUAAUACUCCUCACACUCAUCCCACUGAAAUGCCCAACUCCACC